AUGUCUCUCCACCCAACCUCAAUCUACAGUCACAUGAUAGAUGGCUCAGGCAAGCGAGUUUCCUAUCUGAGACGUUUUGGCUGACAGCACUCGGGAAGCAUUGAGGAUGGCUGACAUCGAUUUACCUCGCGCUCCAGCGCAGCUGCGUCCUUUGCACCGUCGUCACCCAUUAUGCCUUUCACCACGGGAGAGGACAUGCUGCUGCAGCUAGACAGUAAGGAGUUUGACUUCAGUCUUCAGUUCGAGCAGCUGUUCUUCUCCAUCGUGCCCUCGGCGCUGUUCAUCGUCGCGUCGUCAUGGCGCACGCUUUCGCAGGCACGCAAGCCGAAGAUGGUGCAUGCACCAACGUUCCAGUAUAUCAAGUUGGGUGCAAUAACGGCCUAUGUCUGUCUAGCGCUUGCCCUUGUUGUUCUCGCGGCAGUCAGUCAUGUGCAUGUGUCCAGCAUGUUCAUGGCAGCCGUCGUUCUCAGAGUCGUAGCAGUGCUCCUCAUGAUGGCGCUCAGUGCGGUUGAGCACAGCAGAAACCCGCGGCCAUCGACACUGCUGACUACCUAUCUGUGCCUCACUCUACUGCUGGAUGCGGCGCAGGCGAGAACUCUGUUUUUAUCUUCGACGAGCCACUCGGAGCGCGUCUACAGCGGCAUCUUUUGUGCUGCCGUGGCUUUGAAGGCGGGCAUCCUGGUGUUGGAAGCCCGGCAAAAAGCAAGCUGGGUGCGCUGGAACAACGACGAGAAAGAGCACAGCCCAGAGGAGACGAGCGGCAUCUUCUCUCUCGGUGUCUUCUUCUGGCUGAACAAGCUGUUCCUCGCGGGUUACCGGACCAUCCUGACCCUUGAGACCCUCCUACCGCUCGAUAGCUCCCUUGACGCCGAAGCCCUCCACGCCAAGUUCUCUCGCAACAUGGACUAUGCCAAACUCAAGGGCGAUAAGUUUAGCCUGGCUAAGGUCCUUGCGCGCACCCUCAAGGUGCCUCUACUGCUUCCUAUCGCCCCGCGCCUGGCGCUCCUCGGCUUCACCUUUUGCCAGCCCUUUUUCAUCGAGACCCUAUUGGGCUAUCUCGCGGAGCCUAAACUCAACCCUAAUAUUGGAUAUGGCCUGAUCGGCGCGAGCUUCUUUAUCUACUCCGGAAUCGCCACCUCCAUGGCCUUUACCUGGUACUUCCACCACCGCCUGCGCAUCAUGAUGCGAUCGAUAUUAGUCCCUGAGAUCUUCAUCAAGGCCACGAAAGCGCGUGUCGGAGCGGCCGAUGACAGCGCCGCGCUGACGCUGAUGAGCACCGACCUGGAGCGCAUCCGGAUGGGCUUCAGGACUCUGCACGAACUGUGGGCGUGUCUGGUCCAGGUUGCGCUGGCUGCCUGGAUGCUAUACAGGCGGCUGGGUGUCGUCUUUGUCGCAGCCAUUGGUAUCGUCAUUGUCUGCUUCGCCUGCCUGGGCGUCCUGAUCAACUUCACUGGGGAUGCGCAGAGAGCGUGGAUGGCCCGCGUGCAGACGCGUGUCGGUCUGACGGCCACCGUAAUUGCUAGCAUGAAGAAUCUGAAGAUAUCGGGGCUUUCUGCUGCCGUCGGCGACUUUGUGCAGAGGCUUCGCAUCGAGGAGCUUGCGGCAGGAGCUCGGUUCCGCCGCAUCUUCAUCGCUGCUGCGCUCUUCGGCUUUAUCCCGCUGCUGUUUGGCCCGCCCCUGGUCUUUGCCUUCACGCAACGAGCACUCGACAAUUCACGUGUGUUUACCAGUCUUUCUUUCCUGACGCUGAUGACGAUCCCGCUGUCGCAGGUCUUCCAGGCUGUCCCCGAGAUCGUUUCUGGCUUCGCCUGUUUGGGCCGCAUUCAGGCCUUCUUGGAGUGCGAGACACGUGAGGAUGUUCGCCAGCUUCUUGUUGAUGCUGAGGCUUUGCCUGAAGUAGAGCUGGCCGUCAAGGACGCCAAGUUUGGGUGGGAAGCGGACAAAUUCGUAUUGCAGAAUGUGAACUUCUCACUGGCGCGAAGCUCACUCACCAUGGUCGUGGGGCCCGUUGGCUCGGGAAAGUCGACCCUCUGCAGGGCGCUGCUGGGCGAGAUGCCAUUCAGUGAGGGCCAAGUGAAGUUGAGGAUGCAUCAUAGCCACGUUGGCUACUGCGACCAGACUGCGUUCCUCUCCAACGGGUCGGUGAGAGACAACAUCGUGGCCUUUUCGGCAUUCAACCCGGUGAGGUACGCUGAAGUCAUUAACGCGACUAAUCUCAGCUACGAUUUUGCUACGCUCCCCCAAGGAGACGGGACCAAUGUCGGGUCUGACGGAAUCACACUGUCCGGUGGCCAGAAGCAACGCGUUUCUCUCGCACGAGCUUUGUAUAUACAGGCUGAUCUGCUUGUGCUAGACGAUGUGUUCAGCGGCCUGGAUGCCGAGACCGAGGAGCACGUCUUUGACCAAGUCUUUGGGCCACAUGGCCUGCUGCGAAGACGGAGGGCUACCGUGGUGUUGUGCACCCACAGCGUGCGGCACCUGCCCGCCGCAGAUCAUAUCAUAGAACUUGAAGACGGCACCAUUGUCGCGCAAGGUAGCUUCGACCAGCUGAGGGUUGGUCAAGGCUUUUAUCAACACACUCUGUCACAAAAGUCGACAUCCACAACAUCAAGGGAGCCGCAACCACAACCACAACCGCAGCCUUCUGCGGCGCGGACAAUAAGUAAGGCAUUGCCGGCGCCAGCCACAGAUAGCGCGCGGCAAGUUGGGGAUCGAGUGGUAUACAAGCACUACAUUAAAAGCAUGGGGAUGUUCUUGGCACUGUGUAGCGGCUUCUUCGCUGCGCUUUGGGGAUUCUUCACUAACUUUCCAACGGUCUGGCUCACGUUUUGGACUGACGCCAUAAAGUCGGCACAUCGGGCGCACUCGGACGCCUACUACGUUGGCAUCUAUGCCUUGCUCCAGGCCUGUGCCUCGAUAGCACUGCUGCUCCUCGGUGUCGCCAUCUUCAUCAUCUCGGUGAAGAGAGCCGGCGCCAACAUACACCGCAAGGCCUUGAACACUCUUAUCCGGGCACCGCUUGCCUUCUUCACCAAGACGGAUACUGGUGUCGUCACGAACUUGUUUUCGCAGGAUUUGAAUCUUAUCGAUACUGAGCUGCCGGAAGCUACCAUCAACACGCUCGUGACUCUCGCUCAAGCGGCCGGACAGAUUGCUGUCAUGCUCACGUCGUCGGCAUACCUGGCGAUAAGCUAUCCCUUCCUCGGUGCGCUGCUGUAUGUUGUGCAACGAUUCUACUUGCGCACUUCCAGGCAGAUACGGCUGCUCGACCUUGAGGCGAAGAGUCCCCUGUACACGCACUUCCUAGACACCGUCAAGGGCAUCACAACCCUGCGAGCGUUCGGGUUCAUGCCCGACGAUGUUCAAAGAAAUGCUCGCCUGAUCGGGUGCAGCCAACGGCCUGCCUAUCUGCUGCUCAUGAUCCAAGAGUGGCUGAAUCUGGUGCUCAACGUCGUAGUCAUGAUCAUGGCAGUAUUACUGACGACGUUUGCCGUCCGACUUCACUCUAAGUCUGGGUUCGCUGGCGCUUCUCUCUACAGCCUCUUGACCCUCGGGGAGAAUCUCUCAGGCAUCGUCAUCUACUGGACCAAGCUGGAGACGUCUCUGGGGGCAAUAGCUCGACUGAAGUCUUUUGGUGAAACCGUUACCCCCGAGGACAUGGACGAGGAGGACAUUGUUCCUUCUGAACGAUGGCCUCGACAUGGUGUUGUGGCAUUGCAGGGGAUCUCAGCAAGCUACGAAGAGCAGGUUGAAGGCGAGGGCACGCCCAAACUCGCCCUUCGUGACAUCCACCUGACAGUCGCUUCAGGCGAGAGGGUGGCCAUCUGCGGACGUACCGGCAGCGGCAAGUCCAGCCUCAUCGCCCUCCUUCUCAAACUCGUCAAUCCCCUCCCAGAGACAGCAGGCAAUGCCACAAUCGACGGCACGCCGCUCCGUCGCCUCAAUCGGCUUGCGCUGCGUCAGCGCAUCAUUGCCAUGCCCCAGGAAGCCGUCUUCCUGCCCGAUGGCUGCACAUUCCGGACAAAUGUGGAUCCACUGGGUGUUUCAACGGCUGCAGAAUGCGAAGAGGUGCUAACGGCGGUCGGCCUGUGGAGCUUCGUCGUAGCGCGCGGCGGUUUGGAUGCAGGCAUGAGUGCGGGGACUCUGAGUGCCGGGCAGCGGCAGCUCAUGUCGGUUGGACGCGCGCUGCUUAGACAGCGUAUCCGAGCGCGGCAGCAGGCACACGGCGGGAUACUGUUGCUGGACGAAGUGAGCUCGAGUGUAGAUGUCGAGACGGAACGCAUCAUGCAGGAGAUCAUCAGGAACGAAUUUAAUGGCUAUACAGUGAUAGCUGUGAGCCAUCGGCUGGACAUGAUCAUGGAUUUCGACAGAGUCAUUGUCAUGGACACAGGCGAGAUUGUGGAGAUUGGAAAUCCUGUCGAGUUGGCUGGAGCGGCGGGAACUAGGUUUGGGGAUUUGGUCAGAGCGGCGAGGGCCGAGUAGUUAGGGAUGAUCAACAUGUUGCACCAAGCCUGGCCGAACCUUGAUAUUUGUAAGUUCGCGUACUUGCACAAACAGUUAUAUUGCUAUUUGACUAUCUC
Molecule: messenger RNA, 4580 nt
Organism: Trematosphaeria pertusa
Lineage: Eukaryota; Fungi; Ascomycota; Dothideomycetes; Pleosporales; Trematosphaeriaceae
Product: putative ABC multidrug transporter
Exons: 2
Coding region: 172-4482 (1436 amino acids)
Biological process (GO): transmembrane transport
Cellular component (GO): membrane
Molecular function (GO): ATP binding; ABC-type transporter activity; ATP hydrolysis activity
Source: RefSeq, a predicted model, not a curated record